Molecule: messenger RNA, 2263 nt
Organism: Syzygium oleosum
Lineage: Eukaryota; Viridiplantae; Streptophyta; Magnoliopsida; Myrtales; Myrtaceae
Product: protein PSK SIMULATOR 1-like
Exons: 13
Coding region: 176-1999 (607 amino acids)
Biological process (GO): positive regulation of growth
Source: RefSeq, a predicted model, not a curated record
UCCAUGGGGGAAGUUUCCCUCCAAGACAAGCUCGCGACCGUUUUCCAGGGCGACCGAGAGAGAGUCAACAGCAGCUCGGCCGACUUCGAAACUUCAGAAUCUUUAAAGUCAGGAACGAACGAUCUCCAUCUCCACAUCUCGCUCCGAUUCAUCCCUCUCCACUUCCCCCCCCCCGAUGGUGUUCAAGUACUUCACUUUCCUCAUCGACGGCGACUUCCUCAACACUCGCCCCGGCUCGCCCCCGGCCUUCACCACUUCGCCGUCCGUGGCUUCCCCUCUAGUCUGCAGCGGUUGUGCCGGCGUCAUCAGCAGGUUCGACGAGCUGCAGCUCCGGGAUCGGUCCAGGGACGGAGGAGCUGCGGAGGAGACGCGGGACGAGGAUUCCAGGGGAAGGAACGGUUCGGCAGAGAAAGCGAACCGAAAUGCCGAGAAGCAGGUCAAGGAAGUCGGCCUUUUCGCCAGGGCAGUUGAAGUUCUGGAUGUAAUUGGUGGUAGCAUGACAACUUUGAACAGGAACAGCAGUUUCAUGUUAAGAAGUACAAGAAAAGAGAAGAUUAUAUCAGUUUUGGCCUUUGAAGUUGCAAAUACUAUCACAAAGGGUGAGAACCUUAUGCAAUCCCUCUCAGAACAAAACAUUGUACAUUUGAAAGAAGAAUUGCUCCCAUCAGAAGGUGUGCAAUACCUAGUAUCAACGGAUAUGGAUGAAUUAUUGAGAAUUGCUGCAGCUGACCAGAGGAAAGAAUUGCAAUCUUUUACAGAAGAGGUGGUGCGGUUAGGAAAUCUAUGCAAAGAUCCUCAAUUCCACAAGUUGGACAGUUAUAUCUAUAGUAGUCUGGAGAAUGAACUUCCGCCAGGGUUACCAUUAAGGGAAGAAUCAUGGGCAGUAAUGCUGCCAUUAAUGAAUCUGGUUCACUCUACAGCUGAGUUGUAUUACAAGUUAUAUGCCUUGGAGAGACAUGAACAAGAUUAUAGGCAUAAGUGGAAAGAAUAUAUCAGCCUUGAUGCCAAAGAUAAAAACUCCCAUUAUAUUCAGCAAAGCAUUUCGAUUCUGAGGUCAGAGAUAAAGAGUCAGAGGAGGCAGGUGAGAAGUUUGAAGAAGAAAUCACUUUGGUCAAGGGUUCUGGAAGAGGUGGUGGAGGAGCUUGCGGAUAUUAUUAUUUGCCUCCACGUGGAAGUUCUUGAAGCCUUUGGUAGUGCUGAUCAUGAAAGCGCAGAGAGUGGUUCUGUCAGCAAUGGUAGAAAAUUGGGAUCUUCUGGCCUGGAAUUGCACUAUGCAAGCAUUAUAACUCUCAUUGACACUAUUGUGGCUCAUUCAGGCUCUGUAGCUCCAACAAUGACGAACGCAUUGUACCAAAGCCUGCCACCAGGUAUAAAGUCACCUCUGCGCUUUUGGCUGCGGCAAGUUCAGAUUCAGGAAGAGCCUACAAUUCCAAUUAUUAAAGCUAAAAUGGAGAAGACACUGUCGUGGCUUGCUCCAAUGGCUGCUAACACAAUCAAAGCACACUGUGACUUUGCGAGACUGGGAGUAUGGGCAAAUAUCAGGUCCAGUGUAAACCAGAGACCUGCUGGCAAGGGAGACUUCAUCAGACUCAAUACUCUAUAUCACGCUGAUAAGGAGAAAACUGAAUCCUGCAUUGUUGAACUGUUGUUCUGGCUCCACCAACUGGUCUGCAAAAAAAGGGCAAUGAAUGAUGGAGUCACUUGUUCUCUGGACUCGACGGUUUCUUCUCCAAGUGGUGAAGAGAUUCGAUUAUCAUCUCCCAGUCCGCGUAAGGAUGUAAGUAAGAGGAAAAUGAUGCCGAGAACAAUUGAGACUUUGGAAUCGGAAACAGAAAAUCCCCACUCAUGCUAUUACCAUCUACUGAGCUCGGGUAUUUCUGAUUCUCCCACCAUUGGAAGUCCAGGGGUUUCAGUGCUGAUUCUGAAAACAUUAUCUAUGGACUCCAGCAUAGACAUGAUGACUGCAUUGGAUGUCAUUGAUGGCAUUACCGCCCCUUGAAAUUUAUGGGCAAUCACUAUGGGAAAAGCGAUAAUUAUAGUUUGUACAAUAAUAGGUGUACAUCUACCCUUGUAUAAUGGAACUUGAAGUGAGAUAGUGGACAGUAAGACAUCAUUCGGAUACGUAGCGGAUGCCAAAACGACAUAUCACAUUGCCUGUUCGUCUUCUGAUAUGAUUAGAAGAGUAUCUAUGGUCUUGCAAGACCAUGUGAAUAUCCAUGUUGCAGCUGGCCAUAAGUGAACGUGUUGAAUUCAAAUAUAUAUG